AUGGCGUUCUGGGUGGACUGGGAGCUAUGGGAGAAGCUGAGCGUGAUACUAGCCAUGCUGAUCGCCCUAGUGCUCCUUUACGCUUUUUGCGUCCUCGGCUGGAAUCGUUGGAUGAUCAGCAAAUACGCCGCGACAGAGGCAAAAGAACGAGAGGCGGAAGCUGAGGUGUACCCAAUGCUGCAUAAGGAUGACAUCCCUUUCGGCGCCAGAGCUUUGGAAAGAGGAGUAGAAGUUGAAGGGAUCUGGGUUUCAGAUCCCAACACGCCCACGCAAAGUCCCUGCCAGCCUGCAACUCCAGUUCCAAGUCGGCCGACCAGUCCAGCGCCAAAGUCGUUACAUAGAGAGGUUGAUAACCCAAAGUCAUCGGCAGGAUCUCAGAGUCCUAUGAUCAACCCGAAGCCUAUGCCACCGGCUGCCCGACGUGAAGUCGUCUCCGAUAUCGACAUAGCCUCCGCAGGCUUCGUCUACGAGAACCAUAGAUCCGCUGGGCGCCAUAGUCGAGCUAGUCUGCCCAUCGAUCCAAGUGCCAUGCGCAUAUCACCCGCACGGGAGGAAUCACUGAUCGGCUUGAGGGAGACACCAGGCAGGGAAAAGCGUGUUAGUUUCCACACGCAGAUAUCCAAUAUACCCCCAAUCCAGACACGACGGACCACCGAUGAGUCAUUUUCUGGUCCUUCAUCGGAGGGCAAGCGAAGCUCACGAUCCAUGAAACUUCUCCGCCGGCGAUCAUCUGAAGAGUUCCGACGCAGGAUGAGCCAGAUCUUCAACGACAAUGUCCAGAUUGGGCCCCCAGCCGAGGAGCUGGAGUUCAAUCCGGAUCUACACCAGUACCAGGGACGGUUCCGGAAGUCGCUGCUUCGUCCUUUUCGUCCGUGGACCAAUCCUCCUGAAAAUCAACAGUAG
Penicillium verrucosum is the source of this 903-nucleotide messenger RNA. RefSeq lists its product as uncharacterized. The record is from RefSeq and is a predicted model, not a curated record. The coding region runs from base 1 to 903 and encodes 300 amino acids. The transcript has 5 exons. Lineage: Eukaryota; Fungi; Ascomycota; Eurotiomycetes; Eurotiales; Aspergillaceae.